GCAAGAGGACAGCAGUCAACAAGUGGACAAGUGGACAAGUGAACAAGUGGACAAGUGGACAAGUGAACAAGUGGACAAGUGGACAAGUGGACAAGUGAACAUGAGGGCUUUGACUUCCGCCCGUGGCCAAGAGGAAGCCGUGACCGUCAGGAGGAGCGAGUCGGCGGACGCUCAGGGGAUCGACCGCCUCAUCGGGCCCUCGGCUGUGGCGCUUUUUGGAAGGGUCAAUGUCAUCCAUCUUCUAGAGAAAGCCAAUCUGGCCGUGACUCUGGCCAAUGGAAAGGACGAGAUUGUGGCCCACGCGUCGUUCUUCGAUCACCCCAUCGGAGACGUGGUGGAUCAGACCCGCUGGGAACCUUUCCUGCAGAGCCACCUCGGCGCUGAAGCGUGCACACCUUUGAACACACUCUUCCUCCACCUCUUCGUGGCACAGAAGGAUUUUGCCGCAGCGAGUGCAAAGAAAAUAAUGAGGGCCGUGUUCGACGCCGUCUCAGAGCUGGAGCACGUCUGCCUGGUGGGCCCCCACGUGGCUGCUCUAGAGCCGGCGCUGCAGGACGUGUUCGAGCCGCUGCAGCGCGCGACGGAGGCGGGGCCUCGCUGCUCGGCGCUCAUAGGCCACAGACACCGGCACUGCCCGAAGCUCCACAUCCGCCCGGCCAGGGUUGAGGAUCACGAUGACCUCAUGGACAUAUUUGAGGAGCAGGCGAAACUUCUGCCCUCCUUCGACCGGCCGUACUUCCUGGCAGAGCUCCUGGACUCUCAGGACCAGAAGAAUCACGCCGCGGUUUGUGAGAGUGACGGGGUCCCCGUCGGCCUCGUCCUCUUCACCUGUGACGUGGACCUGAAUCUUCUGGACGAGCUCUUUGAGUUGAGCUUCCUGGACGGUUUCCAGGAACCUGCAGCGAGCACAACGCGGAGCUCCGCCUCCCCGCCGGAGGAAACACAGUCGACGGGACAUAUUUCUGAGAGUUCCAACGUCGCCAGCAUUCAGGCCUUCGUCAUUGACAAAGAUUAUGAAACAAGAUCCGUGGACUUUAUUCCAUACAUAUUCAACUUUUUCCCUGACCUGGACUUCUGCAUCAUCUCCGUGCCGACCACCUCCCCUGAGUUCCCGUUGCUGCAGAGCUUCCUCAGAGUGCCGCCUCGCGCCUCCCGCUCGCCGCCACGCCAACUCUACGUCCUCCACCGCGCCGGGCUCAGCGUCGUGGAGGUGAGGCCGGCCGCGGCUGCAGACCGGCCGGCCGUCUCUGAUCUGGUGACGGGUCUGAGACUCAGCGGGUCCCUGCUGCGAGACCUGGACCGCGUCUACGAGACCCGCAGAGACCCGGACGGCGUGCCGCUGCAGGCCUUCGUGGCCCAGGUGCUCGGGCAGGUCGUGGGGGUCCUGAUCCUCAGAGACGAACAGGACAUCCGGUACCUGUGCGCCCGCUUCAACGUGGAGAACUUCAUCUACUUCAGCCACCACGGCGCCGAGGAGCACGCUCAGGUUCUCCACCUGGUCCUCAAGCGCUGCUGCCGGCCCUCCGGCAGACACCUGUUCAAGGAGGUGCUGCGGCUGGCCCGCCGGUCCUGCCUGUUCCACCGGAGCUACCCCCCCAGCCACCCAGGCCAGGAGGAUUCCUGCGUCCACCAUCUGGACUUCGUGCUGGACUGCGCGGUCCCCGUCCGCCCGCGACGCCAGAUCGUCUACCCGCUGGAGGAGCUCGGCGUCAACGCGCCUUCCAGGCAGAUCACAGAGGACCAGGCUCCGUUUGCCCUCAGCCUCGUCAGCAGGAAGUUGACCUUGGAGCCCAAGGUCACCGUCAACGCCAGGAUCGUGGUGGUCGGGGCGUCGGACACGGGGCUGUCUUUCCUGGAGGUGCUUUGUCUCUGCCCCCACCUGAGGUUCCACAACCUGACGCUCGUCUCCACGCACGGUUACCCCGGCGACCACGGCGACCACGAGGACGUCGGGUUUCUGUCCACAAGUCACGCCUUCAGCAGCAGAGACUUGGCCCAGCUCCCUCUGCACUCCUGCGUUACCGUGGUGACCGGGAAGAUGGUGGGCAUCAACAGGAAGUCCAAAUGCGUCCGGGUGUCCGGCGGUGCGAAGGUGCCCUACGAUCACCUGGUCCUCUGCACGGGCCUCCAGUACCAGGUUCCCCGUCCCACCGGUGUGGAUCCCAGCCGGUCCUGGCCCGGAUCCAGAUACACCGGGCCCGUCCCCUCCAACCUCUUCACCCUCAACGACCUCCACGACUGCUCGGCCGCUCGCCGCUGGCUGCGCGCCAACUUUGUGGAGCUGGAGGGCGACGCCGUCGUCUACGGCAGCGGCGUCGACGUCUUCACCACCGCGGAGGCUUUGCUCGGCCUCGGCGUCCGGGGUGGGCGUGUCCACCUGGUGCUCACGCCUCCCGAGCUCCCGGGCGCCUCCGGCCUCGGCGACCCCGUCGUGGAGAAAGCCGUGGCGGUGGCCCUCGGGGAGGCCGGGGUGCGGGUCCACCGCGGCCGCCUGCUGGCCCAGAUGAACGACGGGGAGGUGAACCCGGAGCCGCUCGCCUCCGUGACCUUCGCCUCCCACGAGGAGGAGGAGCCCCUCCUCCGGCUGCGGUGCGGAGUGUUCCUCAACGUCUCCAACAAAGGAGUCGACCGCGACGCCUUCCAGAGCAUCAACAACUCCUUCCUGGUCUUUGACAGCCGGCUCGUCGUCAGCGCCUCUUUCCACACCAGCGAUCCGGCCGUCUCCGGCGCCGGACCGCUCACCAAGCUCUCCCGCUGCUACUACGCGGACGAGUGGUCGCACGCCAACUUCAACUCCAAGGAGGUGGGCCGCGACCUGGCGGCCAUGUUGCUGCCCCUCUUCGACCCGACGCUGGAGGUCGCGGUGGAGCGUCCUCCGCCCGACGGGGGUCGCCUCGUGCCGCUUUACAAGCAGCCCAAGGUCAAAGGUGGGAAGCUGCCCGGAGGGUUCAACUACCUGCACGUCACCAAGCCGCCUCCCACCGAGCCAACAGGCGCCCAACAGUUGCAGGACGGCGGCAUCGUGACGGGCCGGCCGGAGACGGGGAACUACUUCCGCUUGCAGCUGGACGCCGGCGAGCUGGUGGAGACGCUCACCUGCCUGUCCCUGAAGCCCCUCCCCUUCUCCAACUACCUGAGUCUGUUCGGGAAGCACCAGCAGCUGCUGGGCCGGCUGAGCAGCCGCUACCAGCAGGGCCUGGUCCACGACCUGCACAGCUUCUUCACCCAGAGCUGCUGUGUCUCCGUGUACCUCGACAGGUUCUCUGACUUCCAGCUCGAGCUUCAGCAGAUCAACUCCAACGCAGUCGGUGCUUUUUAUGUUUAUUUAAGUCGUUUUGAGACGGAGGAGGAGCUCUCGUCUCUGAGGAGCAGCGCCGUGAAAUAUCUGACCUACAACCGGAACCUGCUGCCCAUGUUCGCCUCCCCGGGACAGCUGUGACAUCACGGUGUGACAUCACGGUGUGACA
This is a messenger RNA of Cyclopterus lumpus (lumpfish), 3467 nucleotides long. It is a transcript of the gene cfap61, whose product is annotated as cilia and flagella associated protein 61. The record is from RefSeq and is a predicted model, not a curated record. Lineage: Eukaryota; Metazoa; Chordata; Actinopteri; Perciformes; Cyclopteridae. Bases 101 to 3439 code for a protein of 1112 amino acids. The transcript has 25 exons.